GAGUGGAGUUCAUCAUUCGAAUUCGAAUUUGCGCCAUUUGUAAAGGUUCUGUUCUGAGGCCCCAACAACCAAACCGACACAAAUUUCCUUGUACACCCAGUCUUUUAUGACUGAGAAAGGAAAAUGUCCAACCGAAGAAGAAGCCGGGGGAAAACUCAAACAAGUGAGGAUGACAUAACAUCUCCUGAGAGUGGACGCCAACCUCAGCCUCCUAAAAAGAGAAGCAAAGGAGCACCUGCUGAGGAAGAAUCUUCUUCAGAUGAAACGUCACCUGCAAGACGAUCUCCUCCGAAGAAAGCAAAACCAGCUCGAGUUAGCAAGGAUGGCGAGAAACCUGGAAAGUCUCCGUCUAAGAACUCUAUAACACCAACUAAAGAGCAGACUCCUCAACAAGAUGAAGAAAUGGAAGUUGAAAGAAGAGGGAAUUUUGAUGAUGACGAAAUCUAUUCAGAUGAAGAAGGAGGACUUCGUAUUGGGGACAUUUACAUCCCUCCUCCUCCCCCUGCCACAACUGGUACUGAUUUGAAUGGUCCACGUCUGAUCAUCACUCAUAUUGAAAAUGAAAACUUCAAAAGUUAUGCUGGAAAGACUGUAUUGGGACCUUUCCACAAAUGCUUCACAUCUAUUGUUGGCCCAAAUGGUUCUGGAAAAAGCAAUGUCAUAGAUUCAAUGCUUUUUGUAUUUGGAUAUCGAGCCAAUAAAAUUCGUUCUAAGAAGAUCUCAGUUCUACUCCACAACUCUGACGAGCAUAAAAAUGUGCAGAGUUGCACAGUUGCUGUGCACUUCAAGAUGAUUAUUGAUAAGCCUGGAGAUGAGUAUGAGGAAGUUCCUGGCUCAGACUUGGUGAUUGCACGUACAGCUUUCCGAGACAAUUCCUCUUUCUACACAUUGAAUGGUAAAAGGGUCCAAUUCAAAGAAGUUGCCAAACUUCUUAGAGGUCAUGGUAUUGACUUGGAUCAUAAUAGAUUUCUUAUCCUUCAGGGUGAAGUAGAGCAAAUUGCCCUCAUGAAGCCCAAAGGACAAACAGAACAUGAUACAGGUAUGCUUGAAUUCCUAGAGGAUAUCAUAGGCACCUCUCGUUUCAAGGAACCCAUAGAUAAACUGAAUGCUCUUGUUGAAACUUUGAGUGAGGAUAGAACGGAGAAACUCAAUAGAGUUAAAAUGGUAGAAAAAGAAAAAGAAGCUCUAGAAGGUCCAAAGGAAGAAUCAGUGAAAGCUUUGAAGCAAGAAAAUCAGUAUUCACAAGUUAUGCAUUUACAUUGUCAGAAGUAUAUACGAAAUUUGGAGGUAGAGCUGGAGAUAAGUGAGGGGAAAAAGAAGGAAUUGGAUGAAGUUAUGAGCAAAAUCAAUGAGGAAUUGAAAGUUAUACAAGAUGAACUCAAUGAGAAGGAGAAGGCCCAGAAGACUGAAACAAAACAGAUUCAGAAAAUGGAGGCUCAGAAGACUGCUCUGAGUGAGCAGUUUGACAAGAUCAAUAAUCAAGAUGUCCAAUUAGGAGCUUUCAUCCAGCAAACAAACAAGAAACGAAAGAAAACUCAAGAUCAGCUAGAGAAAGAGAAGGAAACGCUGGAAGAUUUGGAAAGGCUCCCUGAAAAAAAUGAAAAGGAAAUUGAGGAACUUAAGGCUUUGGAACCAAAAUUAAUCAAACAGCAAGAAAAAGAGCAGAAAGAAGUGGAAGCUGUGAUGGCUACUAUAGCUGUUGAAGCCAAGUCACUGACUGAGAAAAAAGAUAAAUUACAAAAUCAACUUGUUGGUUUAACUGAGGCUUCCGAUGAGCAGAGGUCUAAAUUGGAUAUUUCAAAGAAAGAGUUAGAUUUGUAUCUUAUGAAUGAAACUAAUGCCAAGAAGAGAUAUGAAGAUCUCAAGACUUCUUACGACACCCAAAAGGCAAAAAUCACAGAAUGUGAAAGAGCUGUAGGUGAAUUGCCUCCUAGGAUUGAAAAAAUGGAAAGAGAGGUAAAAUCAAUGAGAAAUGAUCUUGCCAAGACCAAUAGUGAAGUAGGAAAAGCUUCUGAAGAACUUCGUGAGAAAAGGACAGCUUUUGAGGGUGUUAAAUCAGACCGGAGUGCCAAGAUUUCCCACAAUGCUUGUCUCAAUUACCUUAUGGAUUUAAAGCGCAAUGGCACUAUACCUGGAAUUAUUGGCCGACUUGGGGAUUUAGGUGGUAUUGACCAGCGUUAUGAUGUAGCUGUUUCUACUGCUUGUCCUAUGUUGGACUACAUUUUAGUAGACACUCUUGAAACUGGUCAAAAAUGUAUAGACAGACUCAAAGUUGACAAAGUUGGCAGAGCCAACUUUAUAAUUCUAGAGAAACAACAACACUUCCAACACAAAGCUAAUAGUCCAAUGCAAACACCAGAAAAUGUGCCAAGGCUGUUUGAUUUGGUUCGGAUACGCAAUGAAAAUUACAAAACAGCCUUCUACUUUGCUUUGAGAGACACAUUAGUGGCACAAGAUCUUGACCAGGCAUCCAGAAUUGCAUAUGGACGGGUCAGACAUCGAGUUGUUACUCUUGUUGGAGAAGUAAUUGAAACGUCGGGCACAAUGUCUGGUGGUGGGAGGUCCCAGAUUCGGGGGAAAAUGGGAAAUGAUUCAAGAUCAGAUGUUGUCAUGUCAGAUGGUGAACUCAGAGACAUGGAAAGCAAAGUUGAAAGACUACAAAACCGUGAAAAUGAAUUGCUCAGUAAAAUAGCAGAGCUAGAAAACAAAGUCAAAAACCAUACUAGGCAAAUUGCUAAUGACAGAGACUCCCUUGAAUUGAAAUCACUAGAGCUACAAACUUUAACAAAACAUUUGCCAGAAAUGGAAGACAUGAUGAAAAAACAAGAAAAGAUAGUGAAGGAAUCUGUCUCUGAUGCAAAGCAAGUAAAGACUCUGGAAGCCAAAAUAGUAGCAAUAGAAAAAGAACUUAAGAAAGCAGAAGAAGCAGAGGGGAAGGUCUCUAAAGAAGUGCAGUCAAUUACUAAUGAGAUAGAGAAGCUAACAAGUGGUCGAGUGCGCAACGCACAGAAAAAAUUGGAUGAUGUUUCAACUCAACUGAAUAAAGUUCGUUCUGAGAUUACUCGCCUUGGAGUAGCAAUUAAGACAGCAGAAAGGAAUGCCAAAAAAUCCAAGGAUAAGAUCAAGAACCUCACAAAAGAAAUAGAGGAUAUGAAAGAGAGUCUGGCAAACAUGGUCUCAGAUAAAAACAAAAUAACAGAGGAAGGUGCAGAAGUUUGCAAAAUGUUGGAGGCCAUCAAUGAUGGUCUUCGUGAGAAACUUGACCAGAUGAAGGGGUUUAAAGACGAAUUAGAUGAAAUUCGCAAAAGAGAGACCCAGCUCUCAAGCAAGAAAAUGGAUGAAGAUCAGACUCUUAAAGCUGUUGAGCAGCGUAUGAAAGAUAAAAAAGCGGCCAUUGGAUUCACAAAGAAUAAGAUGGUGAAGUUAGCAUUACAUGUAAUUCCUGGAUCCGACAAGCGUGAUGAAUUUGUUACGAAAACGCCAGAGGAAUUAGAUGAAUUGGAUGCAGAUAAUUUACAGUAUGAAGUUGCAAGAUUGGAAGGUAUCAUUACCAAAAAUAAACCAAAUAUGGGUGUUAUUGAAGAAUAUAAUAGAAAGGAAGCCCAAUAUCUGCAGCGGGUUAGUGAGCUGGAGGCCAUCACUGCUAAAAGGAAUGAAAUCCGAGCACACCAUGAAGAGGCAAGGAAGAAGAGGUCUAAUGAAUUUAUGGCUGGCUUUACAACCAUAACUGGAAAGUUAAAGGAGAUGUACCAAAUGAUAACACUUGGAGGUGAUGCUGAGUUAGAACUGUGUGAUACUCUCGACCCAUUUUCUGAAGGCAUUGUUUUCAGUGUUCGUCCACCAAAGAAGUCAUGGAAGAAUAUUUCAAACUUAUCUGGUGGUGAAAAAACAUUGUCAUCUUUAGCUCUUGUGUUUGCACUUCAUUAUUACAAACCCACUCCUCUGUAUGUGAUGGACGAAAUUGAUGCAGCUCUUGAUUUUAAAAAUGUAUCAAUUGUUGCAAACUAUAUAAAGGAGAGAACAAAAAAUGCCCAAUUCAUUAUCAUUUCCCUACGUUCAAACAUGUUUGAGCUGGCUGACACACUUGUUGGCAUCUUUAAAACCUUCAACUGCACCAAAACGGUCACACUGAAUCCUAAGUUCUAUGGUAUCAUUGAUCCAGGCCGGUUACUUUCAGCUCACGACAAUGAAAAGACACCCCCAAGAAAAGGAACAGUUGUUUCUCCUGACUCCUCUGGGAGGGCAGGUCACGUACAACCUAUCUCCCCAGUAUUACCCGAUCCUAGUGUGUCAGGAUCUCCAAUUUUGGGAGAAAGGGACAAUCUUGUGUCAACUGUUUCAUAACUUUAGUUAUUAAAUGUGACUGUUUAUACAAACUGUAGAUUUUGUACUUCUUGAUAAUAUUUUUUUAUUCUCUUCAUAUUUACAUUGUUAAUAUUAUUCUAAAACAAAUGGUAUUUGUAAGUUUUAAAGUGACCAUUUAUUAUAUGCAUUUUAUUCUUGUAUUUCUUUUCUGACUAAUUAAAAAUAGUGAAAUGUAGAUUCUUUUUUAAGUCAA
Frankliniella occidentalis (western flower thrips) is the source of this 4558-nucleotide messenger RNA. RefSeq names its product structural maintenance of chromosomes protein 4 (gene glu). The transcript has 22 exons. The record is from RefSeq and is a predicted model, not a curated record. Lineage: Eukaryota; Metazoa; Arthropoda; Insecta; Thysanoptera; Thripidae. Gene Ontology annotation, molecular function: ATP binding; ATP hydrolysis activity; protein binding. Gene Ontology annotation, cellular component: chromosome. Gene Ontology annotation, biological process: mitotic chromosome condensation. The coding region runs from base 124 to 4344 and encodes 1406 amino acids.